AUGGUGUCGGUUAAGAGGCUGCUGCUUCUCGUGCUUUGCGGCUACCAUUCUCUCCCUGCUCGUGCAGGGGAUUAUAAGGUUCUCGCCACCGGCUCACAGAAGGCUGAGGCCAUCUGCGGCGAGCCACUCGUGACUCCAUCGUCGUCCAGUGGAGCCACGGUGCAGCUAAGCCACCGGUAUGGCCCGUGCUCACCGGUGGCAUCCACCGACGGGCCAAGCAUCGGGGAGCUGCUCCGGCGAGACCAGCUCCGAGCUGAAUACAUCGAACGGAAGUUCAGCAGCGGCAACGAUGAGCUGGAGCAAUCGGCGGCGGUUACCGUGCCGACCAACCUUGGGGAAGCACUGGACACGCUGGAGUACGUGAUCACCGUCGGCAUCGGCUCCCCGGCCGUGAAGCAGACCAUGAUCAUCGACACCGGCAGCGACGUGUCAUGGGUGCAGUGCAAACCUUGCCCGGUCCCGCCGUGCCACGCCCCGAACGGCUCGCUGUUCGACCCCGCCAAGUCCACCACCUACGUGCCGUUCUCCUGCAGAUCCGCGCCGUGCGCGCAGCUUGGCGGGGAUGGCAACGGCUGCUCGAGAUCGCAGUGCCAGUACAUCGUCAGGUACGGCGACGGCUCCAACACCACGGGGACUUUCGGCUCCGACACGCUGGCGCUGGCCGCCACCAGCACGGUCAGCAAGUUCCAGUUCGGGUGCAGCCACAACGAGGACGGGUUCGAUGACCAGACCGACGGGCUCAUGGGGCUGGGCGGUGACGUGGAGUCUCUGGUGUCGCAGACGGCGGCGACCUACGGCAAGGCCUUCUCGUACUGCCUCCCGGCGACCACGAGCACGACGGGGUUCCUCACACUAGGCGCGCCCAACAGCACGUCGGGCUUCGUGACGACGCCGAUGCUCCGGAGCAAGACGGCGCCAACGUUCUACCGCCUUCUCCUCGAAGACAUCCGCGUGGACGGGAGCCCGCUCGGGAUCUCGCCCACCGUCUUCGCCGCUCGUGUACAUAUAAUUUUUCCAAACUCUACUGCCUAA
Lolium rigidum is the source of this 1032-nucleotide messenger RNA. Its product is annotated as aspartyl protease family protein At5g10770-like. Lineage: Eukaryota; Viridiplantae; Streptophyta; Magnoliopsida; Poales; Poaceae. Gene Ontology annotation, biological process: proteolysis. Gene Ontology annotation, molecular function: aspartic-type endopeptidase activity. The transcript has 3 exons. The record is from RefSeq and is a predicted model, not a curated record. Bases 1 to 1032 code for a protein of 343 amino acids.